AAAAAAAAGCAGUGUUUUUGUCCAAUACUGGACGUUUAAUGUACAGUUCAUCAGGUGUGAGCAGUCUUUUAAUUGUAAUGUUAACUAACGUGUGAUCUCAGUGAUAUGUUAAUCUUGUGUUACGAGCCAUCUGGAAGACGCAUCUCUCCGAACAGGCUUCGAAAACAAGGAAAGAAAAAGCACAUUGGAUGUCCAAAAAUCAGAAUCUCCCUUUCAACAGUUUACUGUAAAAGGAAAACGGUGAUUCGUAUUUAAAUUUCAUUCAUUUGGUACAUGGAAGCGUUAAAAGUCUAAAACUGUUGCAUAUCCCAAAACUAAGAUUUUGUUUUAAUUAUGUAGUUUGAUCGCGUAUUUUUGUAUUACGAAUUUAAGGAUUGGUGGGGGUGUUUCCGCCCCCUAUACUGCAAAACAGGAAGAUUCUUCACAGACCCCGGUAUCGACUAUUUGUGGGCUAAGGCUGAACUUCGGUGGACGAAGUCCCCGAACUCUUCCGAUCCUGUCCGUAAACAGCCGAGUCUGAAGAGCCGAAGAAUUCCGAAAAGACCCGAAGCAAACCCCGGAAGUGUUUUUUUUUUACGUACGGUGUGAGUCAGAUUACAAUGGGGGUAACUGCAAUGAAACGAAUCAAAUCUUUUUACACUUAACUGUAACAAAGGAAAAUACUACAGCUUCCGAAACAAGGACUAUUCGGUAUCCGGCUCUUGAAUGCUGUUCGGUAGACCUCGCUCGGCCACGGGCCUGAUGAGUGGACGGCAUGCCUGUACAAGACUGAAAUUCUGAGGUCAGGGAGCAUGCAGUCUUCGGGCCACCGGCUUCGUGAUGUGGAGCACCAUCCUCUGCUGGGUGGGGAGGAGGACUUUGAGGGGCCCCCGGGUGACGGGGAGCGCGUCUGGUUCAUCCGGGACGGCUGCGGCAUGAUCUGCGCCUUCAUGACCUGGUUCCUGGUCCUCUACGCCGACUUCGUGGUGACCUUCGUCAUGCUGCUGCCCUCCAAGAGCUUCUGGUACGCCCUGAUCAACGGCGUGGCCUUCAACUGCUUGGCUGUGCUGGCCCUGUCCUCGCACCUGCGCACCAUGCUGACUGACCCGGGUGCUGUGCCAAAGGGCAACGCCACGAAGGAGUACAUGGACAGCCUGCAGCUCAAGCCAGGGGAGGUCAUUUACAAGUGUCCAAAGUGCUGCAGCAUCAAGCCGGAGAGAGCCCACCACUGCAGUAUCUGUAAGAGGUGUAUUCGGAAAAUGGAUCACCACUGUCCCUGGGUCAACAACUGUGUGGGGGAGAACAAUCAGAAGUUUUUUGUGCUCUUCACAAUGUAUAUAGCAAUCAUUUCCACCCAUGCGCUCAUCCUGAGUGGACUGCAGUUUUUCUCCUGUGUCAAAGUCCAGUGGAGUGAGUGCAGUGACUUCUCCCCCCCGGUGACCGUCAUCCUCAUGAUCUUCCUGUGCUUGGAGGGGCUGCUUUUCCUCACCUUCACUGCCGUCAUGUUCGGCACCCAGAUCCAUUCCAUAUGCAAUGACGAGACGGAGAUCGAGCGGCUGAAGAACGAGAAGCCCACGUGGGAGCGCCGGAUGCGCUGGGAGGGGAUGAAGACGGUGUUCGGGGGGCAGCCGUCCCUGCUGUGGAUCAACCCCUUCGCCGGGCUGCGGCUGCGGCGCCUGCUCCCCCGCGCGGCCCGCCGGGGAGGCCCCGAGUUCUCCGUGUGAGGCCCCUCCUCCCCCCGCCCGCCCCAGAAACCUUCAGUCUGUGGCACCCCACCUCCCCACCCCCCAGUCCUUCAGUCUGUGGCACCCCUCUCCCCCCCACGGGCCGGGGACAGAGCAGCCCCCAGCCGGGCGGACUGGACAGCCGCUGCCUCCACACGCGUCCCGGGCGCCCCUCCUGGCCCUGCUGCCUGCCACGGUCCGAGACCUCCCCAGCCAGAGCGGCGCGACACCCGAGGAGCUCGCCUGGCGCAGCACCCGAGGAGCUCGCCUGGCGCAACACUAUAAAAGCCUCCGAAAGGUGGACGAGACUUCGCAGGGAGCCCCCGGCCUGUGGAAGCGCUUGUGUCGGAGGGGACGUGGUGGAGCUUGUCUGGGGAAAGCGGGGCUGUCCCACGUGCUGUUUUUAUUCCCUCCCGACAUGUCCUGUGUUUCUAUAUCAGUGCUGCUUACUUCUUUUUCUAAUUACUAGUUUCUAAUUAAUUCUGGGUCUGUAUUGGGUCCACAAUCCACAGCACAUGGCAGUAUUGGUCUUGACCAGGCCCGCCUGAGCCAGCAACUACAGAACUGACCAGCAGGCAGAGCAGCUGGAGAAACUGCUGUACAAAUCCUUUGGAGAGUUCUUAAUCAAGGCAUUUCACUCUUAUCUUUCUCUCCCUUCUUCCGUUUGAACCUUUAUGAGGUGUGGUUUUUAGAAGGCUACUGCAGGAUCUUCAUUUUACAUGCCUCUAAGGUAAAUGAAUGCAGUAUAUUAAACAAACAGUCAUUAUUGUUGAUCCCCACCUCCAACACACUCUUCGUUUCAUUUUCUGUUAGGUAAGAGUGUGCAUCAGCUGUCCUUUUCAUUAUGAGGGUAUCCAAGACACAUUAGUGCUAGUUAUUGCUGUGCAGCAGCCAGUGAUCAGGAUAAAUACAGGCAGUAGUCAGAAGCCAGUGCAUUUCCUGAGCUGGCCGUGAGGAGCACCUCGGGCGCCUUGCGGAGGGCAGAGCAGGGGAGCACGAGGUUGGUGUGGCUGAGGCCUUGCUGCCCAACUGAGGUGCCCCUGAGCCUGUGAGGUUAGGAAGAAUAGGCAAGGGCAUGCUUCUCGGAAAGAGCUCGGAGAGACCCGACGUCCGUGAUAAUCCCUUCGCAGCCCGUGGAGUAGAAGACCCUGGGCUGGAGAGAGGGCGCAGGGCACUCGGAAUGCUCUUGGGCCGGAAGCGAGUUGCACAAGAGGCAGUUGUUUGAAGCCUGCAAGGCCCUGUAAGGCGUGCAGCUUACUUGAGCUCUUUUAAAUCGUCGUAUCUCCAGCUGUUGUUUUUUUUUUUUAGCUGCGAGGUGUCGCUCAGUGGUAAGGUUAUUGUGGUCACGUUUGUUGUUUAAAACUGCCCCCAUAGCAUUCAAAGAAGCCACUUUCUUCGGUGCUGCUGCUUUCAAAGGUGACAGACGUCUGCCGGGGGACAAGCUGGCGAGCCUGGCAGCCUCAGACAGGCCUGCCCUUGGAGAGCCUGUGCCGGUCUCAUGGUAUCUUCUGUUCCGUCCUUUCACGGCUGGUCUUGCUGAGCUCCGAUUGUGCACGACUGUCUACAAACCCCUCAUCUCUCUGGGUCAAGUCAGUGGGGCUGGAAUAGAUGGUAGAUAAUUGCCUGUACUGUAUUAAUGAGUCUCCUAAAGGCCAAAUAUUGUAAAUGCACACUUUCCUAAAACAGUAUAAAGACUGCAUGUAUCCGACUUUUUUAGGGAAAGUAUACAUAAGCUGCCAUCAAUGCCAAAUUAAAAAUAGUUUUCUGCAGCUGGUGAUUAAGUGGAUAAGUCACUGAAUGAACAAUAGUAUUUCAUGUAUUUGUUUUCCUCGCAUUACCUUUUAAGCUCUUUAACCUCCUUCUUUUUCUCCUUCCCAUGACUCAAAAGUGAGGUUGCGAUAACUUUAGCCAAAAUCAAGGAACUCGGUAUUUACACAUCAUGAAGCUAAUAAAGCAUUUCGUUCUGCACCUGGCCUUUUCAGACUGUGCCUGGUGUAGCGCCCCAUUGAAGACGAUCAAAUCAUCGCUGUCCUUUGUUGGAAAACUGUGAUAAGAAUAAAUGGCACGUGUUUGGUUUUUAA
Molecule: messenger RNA, 3784 nt
Organism: Lepisosteus oculatus (spotted gar)
Lineage: Eukaryota; Metazoa; Chordata; Actinopteri; Semionotiformes; Lepisosteidae
Gene: zdhhc7
Product: zinc finger DHHC-type palmitoyltransferase 7
Biological process (GO): peptidyl-L-cysteine S-palmitoylation; protein targeting to membrane
Cellular component (GO): endoplasmic reticulum; Golgi apparatus
Molecular function (GO): protein-cysteine S-palmitoyltransferase activity
Source: RefSeq, a predicted model, not a curated record